CUUAUUAGUUUGGGUUUUUGGACGAAGUGCGCGACGCGACUCGAAACUUCGUGCGCGCGAUGGGCGCAGCUGGGAAGUUGGUAAACAAUUCCCAUGUAACAGCAUCGAAAAUUCACCGGCAUUGCUGGCUGCUGCGACAUGUAGAAAGUUACCGCGGUGUUUGCGGCUAUGACGACGCCGUGGCAGAUACGUCCAACCGCUGUCAUCGGUUCCGCAACGCUUGUCGCCGUCGCCACAGUGAUUUUUUCGCUGUCGUACCGGAGUGAUGUGCCCCUCAACGGCUUGGAAAACUGUUACGUAUUUAUUGAUCGCUUAAAGAAAUCGGAGUUCGCCUUUAUAUACGCGAACGUUGGUUCGUUGCUCGCUUCAAUAGGUUUCAGUCGAGAGGGUAGAAGAUGGGAAAGCCGAAACGUCACGAUACGAAGUUCCUUCCGAGGUAUUGAUGCGAGUUCGCUGACGAAAAACAUUACUGAUGAGGUUUUGUCGAACCCCAACAGCAAUCUUCAGGCUCUCCUGUCAUGGAGAGAAGCUCAGCAGCAUGUCAAAACGUUGCCACUGUCCAGAUUCUCAGCUUUUCUGCCACCUCAUGGUAACAUUCACGGUAAUCCGUGGUGGCUGUUGGAAGCAAAAGACUCGCGAAACUCCGAUGGACAUGUGGAGGCGGAUGUCUACGAACCACCAACACCCGGAACACCAGCCGAAGUCCUGCUUGGAGAGCUUUUCGGGAUGUUUCAUCAAAAUGUCUUCCUCUUUACGAGAGCAUCGCCUGCUGGAACAGCUGCGGUCGUUACAAGAAGCAGAAACAGCACACUGGAUAUCCUGUUCAGGUCCCACAUUGAGUUCCAGAUCAGCACGCCACCACAGAGGCCACUUUGGUUCACACCUGCUCAGUUCCAAGGACGAGUGGUGAUCAGUGAGGACGGUUCUGUCCUGCACCACUUUGAGGCUCACGUGCCCACCGACCGGCAACUUAACGUUGAUCUGGAAUGGCUAUCACAACGGUAUAGCGGUGACGCCCCGACCACAGAAGUGGACAUUGGAAAAGUUGCUGAGAUGGUGCUUAGUUUGGAAACUCCCAAUGGGCUGCCUACGGAAAUGCGCCCGUCAUCUAUAAGCUCUAAUGAAGAGGACAAGGCACUUAGAAAGCUGCAUCAGAUGUUCUUUCCUUUCCUCAAGGUGCCAUACCACAACCUGAGUUCAGUGGUAGCAGAAGCCAGGCGCCACAAGAAGCUAGUCCACUCCAUCAUCACCUGGGGUCCGCUGGAUGAUCAGUCCUGCUGAGGAAGCGCUCGGACCCUACGACAGGGUCCCCUGGCUUCGCCUGCAGUUCAAAAGCUCCUGCAGGCUGGCUUUGUCAGCUCCUGGAGCUUAACAGCUGAACUACAUGAUUACGCCGCCUCCGAAACAGAUCAAGCAACGAAGAAAAUGGCUGCUGCCUGUCUCACCGAGUACAAGUUUCCCGUCCAGAUUCUGUGCCUUCUGCCGAACGCAACAGUAGUCGACAGCAUCUGCGCCAAUGACCUUCUCGCCGUAGAUGACGUCGAUGAAGCGGAACUUCAAGGAUUCACUGACCCCAUCGAAAUGGCUUACCACCAGUUCCUCAGCUCCUGCAUUAUGAAGGCCCGCACCAAGCAUCUCUUCGAGGUUUCCUAAACCUUCGUCUGUCACAAGAAUUUUGCACCGUAAUCAAAACAUACACGAAAGUGCCUUUCACUGUAGCGUCGGUAGCUAUCAUAUGAAAUCAAAACAAUAUUUUACACUUGGCCUUAGUUAACUGGCCCUGUCUCGGGCUUAGUCACAUACUCACUGAGAACGUGCUGUCCAGUUGCUUCAUGGUAAUUCAUGGUAAUACAGUUGAGCUUUGUUGUAACGAAGACAUGUCCAACACAAGGAUACCUUCGUUAAAUCCAAUAUUUGUUAUUAGCAUACCCACUGGCAUCAGCAUGAAGAAAACGAAAAUUCACAGUUGAGUGUAAACAAUAAUGAUGCCUCCAAUUAAAUGAAGCACGGCCAGUCAUAUUUCAGAUUCACUACAUUAUAUAUUAUAUGAUGAAUUAUAUACUUGUGUUCAGAUAUAUUGAGGCUCAACUGCAGUCAAAGCGUGACAGCUAUGUUAUGAAUGCAAACAAGUUGUGAUUGAAACUGUCACACUGUGCUGAGCUAUUACAGUGCCUGUAGAUGUCACAUAUCAAAAUAUUCAUCUAUCAUAACUUCUGGAAUGUACACAUAAACUGCACCAGCUGUGUUACUGCUAGUAACUCGAGCUUAGCAUGAAUGCUGCUGUCAAUUGAAGCUUAGCAUGAAUGCAAAAUCAAAGCGUGUAUACCUGACACCUAUUAGCUUUUGCUUUUCCUGUGAUUAUCUGUGAUACAACCACCUCCACCAAUCACAGCAUAUUUUUUUUUCUUUUGUAACAUCACAAUGCAAGUGCUGCAAAAACAUCACAUCUAUUCCGUCGUAAAGCCCUUAUACAGUAAAGCCUCGUUAGCUCAAAGUAUUAUAUCUUGAAAUAACGAUUAUUUAAGUUGAAUUUUUUUCCACCGUAAUGUCAACUCUAUAUUUUUCACCUCUUAUCUCGAAAAAUUUUUGCUGCAUACUCUGAAUAUCUCAAAAUUUCAACUGCAAUACUGCCUGGGAAGAGUCACAACUUGAAGGUUUCCAUAUUUUGUGUACAGCUGCGAUAUCGCCAAAGAGUGAAAUGAGAAUUCUGUGGCCACAGCGACUUUCCAUGAAUGGUGUGAACCAUCCUAGGCCUUACCUUAAUUUUUAUUUGCACAAAAAAGUGUGCGUGCCCUCUCAGUGGUGUGCGAGGCUAGAUGGAGAGGUUAAAACCAUUACGCCCGUGGCUCGGGUAGCACCGUGCUUAUCAACCCCUUGCACGAGAGGGCCUGGCAUCGCCACUGGCGAAGUGCGCCUUCGCACCGACCAAGGUCACGUCAGAGAGAGCAACCCGCUUAGCAACCAUUGCUGUUUGCCCGAUAAAUGUGAAAACGACAAGCGACUUCCGCCAAACCUUUCACAAUGCAUCGGGGAUUGUAGAGGUCUCUUUUGCAAAGGGAGAUGAUUUUAUGAAUAUCCCAAUGUGUCGAUUUCCUUGACAGCCGAGCAUCAUGGCUUCCGGCACUUUUCAUCUGGCAGCGAGCAAUUGUGCUGCGCCAUGCUAGCUAGCGCAGCGAGACGCCGCACUGCAAAUUCGUUCUCCCUUUCUCUCGCUCGCACACGAUUGAUUGCUGCCACCUCUCUGUGGCUCUCAUUUAAGCGGUGAAUGUGAGUAGAGCUUUGCUUUUUUUUUUUUCUUCUCAUUGAGGAUGCUGUCAGUGGUGCAUCAGGACGGCUAUGGCGUAUUAAUUAUGACCUUGAGGGAAACAGUCCACACUCUUGAGCAGGCACAGUCAGACCACUCGCUACAGCUAAAUGAGGCGAGCGUGCGAGCCCACAGCAUAGUUUCAGUUUCCGCAAGAUCAAGGCUUGGCAAGGUCACUCGCUUUAUGCUUGUGUGGCGGAAACAAUAACGUCACUCCAGCACAUUCACAGUUCUGGUUGAGUUUUCCAAGUGGAAUUCUAUGGAAUUCACUGCGGUGUCAUUUUUUCCCCCACGUUUGUUACUGGUUUUCAGUGCCAAGCAUACUGCCUCGCCACAGUGCUAGGAACGCUGUUGUCUGCAGAUGCCGACGUGUUUGGUGCCGAGCCACGUGAAAUCUCGCGAAAGUGAUUGUGUUACCAAAAGUGAUCGACUGAGAAUACUGCUACUAGUAUACUGAGCUUUUGCCACUAAGUUAGCUGUUACCGGCGCCAUAAUGGUAAGUCCCUGUGGUCCAUGCGUGAUUUUGGCAAUUUCAGUUAUCUUGAAACUCCGCUUAUCUCGACAUCUUGUUCAGUAUUUAAGAGUUGGCGUUGGAGAGUUAAUAGGGUUUUACUGUACUUAAGCAAGAUAUUCCAAGGCAAGACACCCAAUAUUUUCUACUGUUUAUCACUCAAGAUAUUAUAAGUGCAAGUCGGCCUAGUUGGAACAGAUCCAGCUUAAAACUUUUUGUGCACAAACAAACAGGGACGAAGAAUAGGAGCAACACAAGGAAAGCGCUCGUCCUUGUGUUGCUCCUAUUCUUCGUCCCUGUUUGCUUGCGCACAAGAAGUUUUAUCAAGAUAUUACUUGUGAAACAAUCACACAUAAUUUGUCAUUGUGCCCAACCUGAGAUCUUUGCAUGAAUUUCAAUGCAUUAAAGGACUCUCAUCAGGUUUGAGUCUUAUAAACAGAUAAGUGUAGUGCUUAGAUCAUGCAGCAAGGAUCAUGUCUGCAGUGUAUUGCUCCAACGUAUGGUGCGAAAGCAACUGAAGAUUAAAAAAAAAAGCCUAUGUGUUGUUUAGCUCGAAAGCCUACCAGUGAGACGACAACACAUGUAUGAUGCUUUUACAUAGCACACGUAGCACACACAGCACAAAUAACAGGCAGCAGUGUGGGAAACGAGAAAUUUCGAUGAAAUGCAAAGGGCACAGAAUGUCCUCUGGCAAGUAUGCCAUGCAGCAAUAAAAGAAGGGAGACAAACAAACAAAAGCAAGAAGCCUCUGCUUCUUAAAGCAGUUCAUGCUGGUGUGACAAAGAGUGGAAUUUUCCGAGUAGGUUAGCACAGAUGUUCCAGCUGCUACCUAUCACAACAUAUUUCUGUCACAGUUUUGUGUAAGUCAGCAACACUUUUUGCUCACAGGACACAAGAUGUAGCAUGCAGUGCAGUGCCUUAGGAUUUUACACGCAUGCUCAUUUUAAAGCGGCAUUUAUGUUCAGAA
Messenger RNA from Dermacentor andersoni, 4782 nucleotides. RefSeq names its product selenoprotein N-like. Gene Ontology annotation, cellular component: endoplasmic reticulum membrane. Gene Ontology annotation, biological process: skeletal muscle fiber development; calcium ion homeostasis. The record is from RefSeq and is a predicted model, not a curated record. NCBI's taxonomy places the organism in Eukaryota, Metazoa, Arthropoda, Arachnida, Ixodida, Ixodidae.